Messenger RNA from Sesamum indicum (sesame), 1726 nucleotides. Its product is annotated as XRI1-like protein. NCBI's taxonomy places the organism in Eukaryota, Viridiplantae, Streptophyta, Magnoliopsida, Lamiales, Pedaliaceae. The record is from RefSeq and is a predicted model, not a curated record. Gene Ontology annotation, biological process: female meiotic nuclear division; male meiotic nuclear division.
AAUUCAUAUGAUAGGUGAGAUGAUGUUGUGCAGAACAUAAUUGUAAAAUUAGAAGAUGAUGAGCGAUGAUCUUCACUCCAUUGCUUUCAGCAGUUGUAGUCAUAACCUACACAGCUCUUCCCUAGGUUGGGAUUUCCACAACCUUGGAGUUCUCAACACCAUGUCUCAAUAUGAUAUGGACAGCAUCAGCAGCCCACCUAUUUCCCAUGAUCAUGUCUCGUUUCUUGAUGAUCAUGAUUUCUCGACGGGGUAUCUCCAGGAUGUUCUGUUUGAGUUCAGCUCUAAGCGACGACGCCUGCUCAUGUUCGCCGACCAUCACGACGACGGCGGAAGACACCUGGAGAUCAGCUCGAUGCAAAACUGCUGGACGUCCAAUCUCAUCCAGAAUUGUUGCCAGGAAUUCGACAGCUUCACCCAAAUCGCCAAGUCUACUACUGACGGGAUUUCAGAAAUGAAAGCAGCUGAAGAGCAGGCAAUUUCAGAAAGCUACGAACAUUAUUCUUCAUCUUCGUCGUCGCAGAAAGAAAUGUCAUCAGCAGACAACCUGCGAUGGACGACACCUGAGAAAGGAAAUCUGUAUUGCGUAGACGACGACACCAUGUUUUCUUCUGGGAGAGACGAGAAAAGAAAGAAGAGGGUGCUUGCAAAGGUGGUGUAUCCAUUUGCCCUAGUGAAGCCGGGAGGAUUUGAAGGGGACAUGACGUUGAACGACAUCAAUGAGAGAAUCCUAAUGCCGCCUACAAGGCCGGUGCGCCACCCGGUGGGCGACUUUGCCUGCCGGCCGUUGGUCUCACCUGACGGGCCGGGGUUGUCCGGCAAGGCCGUGGUGGCGUUCACAAGAAUCCACACACAAGGGAGAGGCACAAUAACUAUUAUAAGGACAAGAGGCUGAUCAUGCAUGAAUCAUGAUCAUCCUUAUAUAUAUAUAUAUAUAGAUAUGUGUUGGGAAAUUUUGGCCCAAACCAAAGGUGAUGGGCCCUCACUUCGGACGGCCAAAUCACACAUGGCCCUGUGGGCCACUUACUCUCUUGACCCGACCCACAAAAGGUUCGACCCAUUGACCCUACAUAUUUAUACCUAAUCUCGGUCAAACCCUAACUCAUUUCUGCCUCUUCCUUCUCCCUCCCGAACCCUGGUCUCUCUCGUCUCUUCGGGUUCUUCCCAUAACCCCUGGAGUCCUGUGUAACCUCCCCUUCCCAAUAAUGGCCGUUUCCCGGCCAUUAAUGGACAGCCCGUUUAUAUGGCUGGUCUGUUUUGGUUCGUGGGGAUAAGCCAAAAACCGAACUCUCUCUUCUCCUGUCUCUCUGAUACUCUGAUAUUGCCUUUGUGGCAUAAGCCUCCGUGGUUAUCUUAAAGCCUUUGUGGCAUUCUCCUUUGUGGUUGAAAUAGAACCUUUGUGGUUCGGUUUGCCUGAGUGGCUUGUGUGAUUUGAGCAACCAGUGAGGUGCUCAACCUUUGGCCUUGUGUAGGCCUUGGGUUUUACGGCUCCUGAGCCUUACAGUUGUCUUUGACCCCGUUUAUUGUUAUCUUAUUGUUUCUGGUUUAUUUCUGGUUUCUGUUGUGCUAUUCCUUAGAUUACUUGUAAUUCGUUAUAGGAAAGCCUGUAAUAUUAAGUUAUUGUUAAUUUCUGUAACUGUGUAACGUGUUGUAAUUGUGCCGGAGAUCGAUCCACUCCUUACAGUGGUAUCAGAGCACCAGGGGGUGUCUCUGGCUUGAAAAGCCAAAA